This is a messenger RNA of Perkinsus marinus ATCC 50983, 213 nucleotides long. RefSeq lists its product as hypothetical. The record is from RefSeq and is a predicted model, not a curated record. Bases 1 to 213 code for a protein of 70 amino acids. The transcript has a single exon. Lineage: Eukaryota; Perkinsozoa; Perkinsida; Perkinsidae.
AUGGAUACUCGUGGCUCAUCCAUGCGGUCAGAUGCUUUCGAGGCUUAUCGUCGAUCUUGCUGGCUGAAGUACUACCAACACAUGGCUUCACUCCAGACCCCAGGGCAGUCGGCUGAUCAGCAGCAACAACAGUCGAAGAAGCGUCCAGCUGCCAUUCCUAGUGUGGACGAGGAUGAAGAUGAUGAUAUCAACAAGGAACUGCUCGGCCUCUAG